Molecule: messenger RNA, 935 nt
Organism: Rana temporaria (common frog)
Lineage: Eukaryota; Metazoa; Chordata; Amphibia; Anura; Ranidae
Gene: STRA8
Product: stimulated by retinoic acid 8
Exons: 6
Coding region: 1-729 (242 amino acids)
Biological process (GO): meiotic cell cycle; cellular response to retinoic acid
Source: RefSeq, a predicted model, not a curated record
AUGGCGAUAUGUAAUCCGUGGAUCUUGGAUAUUGAGGCAUUUGGCUUGGUUACUCGUAGAAAUGCUGUGCUUCAGUCAGAUUUUGAUGUGGAGCUGGAAGAAGCAGUGGAAGAAUUGCUGACUGACAAACCGCAGACCCCAGAGCCCCUUACCUCUCCAGAUCUUAUUGAAUUUGAAAGGUACCUGCAUUUUUAUAAGCAUAUGAUGGAUAUGCUGACAGAGAGCCAUAUGGUUUCCCCAGAACAGAUUGCACAACCUGUGGUGUCCAAAGUGGUUGCUAACCUGUGGCAAGACCUUAAGCGGGAGGGGAAUUCCAGCAUCUACCAGUAUGGUAUCCCCCAGGCUCAAAGUACUCCGUGCUUCUUCACGUUUCUGCCUGACUUAGUCUUCACCGACGGGGGUGCAAAAGAAAGCUCGACAGGGAGCCAGGAGGCUACAAGCUCCUUUCUUUCCUCUACACCAGAAGAACAGAUUCUGUUUGAAGAUGCUUUCGAUGUGGCUUCAGAUUUUCUAAACCAUGGUGCUAUUCAGACCACUUCCAGCCCCAGUGGUUUACAUGACCUUUUGCCUUGGGAGAGCCCAGAAGGAAACCUCUAUCUGUACCAGCAAAUCUAUGACUUCCUGAGGUCCAGUCUGACCUCUUACACCAAGAUGUCUUCCCAACAGUUCGAUUAUGAGACAAUGUUCUUGAGAUGUACCGAAUCCUUUGACGAUGAAGAUGACCUGUGAACGCCCUGAAAGCCAUCUUUUCAGCACUUACACCGACAGAAAAAAGAAUGAUCAAAACAGCCACCAUAUUUGUGGUUUGAGUCUGCAGGCCAUUUUUUGUGCCAAAGCUGUGUCACAGAUUUCCAACAAAUUUUUUUCCAUCUGGCUAAACUCUUAUGCCGCAUACACACGGUCAGACUUUUGCCCGGGCAAAACUUUGUCGGAAU